AUGACGUGGGCUGAUAGACACAUUUUACCUAGCGUUAGUUCUUGUGGAGGGGUGUACGUGCCCGUGGGUGCCAGACCCCGCAGCAAGCAGAGCGUGACUGACUGCAUCGUGUUCAUGCAGGAAUGUUUGCUAGAUUUAGCUAAUUAUACUACCGACACGACUGGUGUGAUUACAGCUUUAGCUAAUUAUACUACCGACACGACGGAUUUGAUUAAAGAUUUAGCUAAUGGCACGACGGAUGUGAUUAAAUAUUUAGCUAAUGACACGACGGAUGUGAUUAAAGAUUUAGCUAAUGGCACGACGGAUGUGAUUAAAGAUUUAGCUAAUAACACGACGGAUGUGAUUAAAGAUUUAGCUAAUGGCACGACGGAUGUGAUUAAAGAUUUAGCUAAUGACACGACCGGUGUGAUUAAAGAUUUAGCUAAUGACACGACUGAUGUAAUUAAAGAUUUAGCUAAUGACACGACUGAUGUGAUUAAAGAUUUAGCUAAUGACACGACCGGUGUGAUUAAAGAUUUAGCUAAUGACACGACGGAUGUGAUUAAAGAUUUAGCUAAUGACACGACCGGUGUGAUUAAAGAUUUAGCUAAUGACACGACGGAUGUGAUUAAAGAUUUAGCUAAUGACACGACGGAUGUGAUUAAAGAUUUAGCUAAUGACACGACCGGUGUGAUUAAAGAUUUAGCUAAUGACACUACUGGUUUGAUUACAGAUUUAGCUAAUGACACGACCGGUGUGAUUAAAGAUUUAGCUAAUGACACGACGGAUGUGAUUAAAGAUUUAGCUAAUGACACGACUCAUUAA
Messenger RNA from Physella acuta, 804 nucleotides. RefSeq names its product GRIP and coiled-coil domain-containing protein-like. The record is from RefSeq and is a predicted model, not a curated record. NCBI's taxonomy places the organism in Eukaryota, Metazoa, Mollusca, Gastropoda, Physidae.